Messenger RNA from Peronospora matthiolae, 4107 nucleotides. NCBI's taxonomy places the organism in Eukaryota, Oomycota, Peronosporomycetes, Peronosporales, Peronosporaceae. The record is from the annotation of a GenBank genome assembly.
AUGGACGCCUCCUCCCUUCUUAUCUCCAAGUUCGAUGGAACUAACUUCCACGCCUGGAAGUUCAAGAUGCAGAUGGUGCUGGAGGAACGGGACCUAUGGGAGGUCGUCAGCGGUGAGAUCAAGGCGGAACAGUGCGAGACUCAGUUGGACCAAGCGACGUACAAGAGGAAGUCAAGAAAGGCGAUGGCAGUGAUCUGUCUAGCCAUGGAAGAUUCCCAGCUACCGUUGGUCCGGUCGGCAAGUGGUGCAUGCGACGCAUGUUCAAGGUUGGAAGACCACUUCGAGAAGAAGAGUCUUGCCAACAAGCUGUUCUUGCGCCGUCGCUUCUUCACGACAAUGAUGGAAGAAGGCGACGAUGUGCUCGAACACAUCAACAAGCUCAAGACGCUGGCGGAACAGCUAGAAGCGGUGGUGGCUCCAGUCUGCGAGGACGAUCUGGUGAUCACACUUCUCGGCGGCCUGAGUGACUCGUAUCAAUUCUUGAUCACAGCUUUGGAGUCGCGCUCAGACACUCUUAGCUGGGAGCUCGUGACGUCUCGACUGCUUCAUGAAGAAAUGAAGCGGAAGGAGCAAGGAAGUAAAGGUGAUGAAGCUUCGCAAGGUCAAGCGUUCAUCACAAGGGACAAUCAGCGCAAAGGGCGACCAGUGAAGAAGUCCUGGCCGUGCCACAAUUGCGGAAAGAUUGGUCACUGGAUGGCGGAGUGCCCCUCGCGCAUCCAAGAAAACACGGAGAGACACCGGCCACAGCGCGCUCAAGACAGUGGCGACCGUUAUCGAUCACAACGUGCAAAUGUCGCUCAAGAAAAAGAAUCGGACGACUACCUCUUCUCGAUCGGUGAAACGACAUCUGCGAAAUCAAGCGACAUCUGGCUGGUCGACUCCGGGGCGACGCAGCACAUGACGUGCUCCAAGAAGUUCAUGCGGAACUACAAGGUGUUUGACGCUGUGGAUGUCCAUCUCGCGGAUGAUGGAACCGUCCAAGCAGUCGGCAGUGGGGACAUUGUCAUGUCGAUGAAGACACCCCAAGGGAUGAAGAAAGGUGUGCUCACAAACGUGUGGCACAUCCCAAAGUCAUCCAGAAACCUGUUCUCGGUCGGCCGCUUCACCAAGGAUGUCGGCCCAGUGACGUUCACGAAGGAUGGGUGCUAUGGAGAAGCGAAAGGGACCAAGUGGAAAAUUGGUGCCCGUGAAGGUAAAGGACUGUUCAAGCUGCAAAUGACUCCAGUGGCGCCGGAACAAGCAAAUGCAGCCAAGUCGUCGGGAUGUCAAGGGGGCACCAAGUCGUACCUCUGGCACCUUCGGCUUGGACACAUAGGUCACGAUGGACUCAAUUGCAUCGUGACGAAGAACAUUGGAAUUGGCAUCGACAUAUCUUCGGUGAAGAAGUGGGACGUGUGUGAAGGUUGUGCUCUGGGAAAACAGACUCGAGUGCGCUUCCAAUCAAACACUACAGCUCGCACCUCCAAACUCCUCGAAGUGAUUCACAGCGACGUAUGCGGACCGAUGUCGAUGGCAACUUUCAGUGGAAAACGGUACUUCGUGACAUUCAUCGAUGACAAGUCAAGAUACUGUGUCGUCUAUCUGCUCAAGAGCAAAUCUGAAGUUGCGGCGAAGUUCAUGGAAUACGCUGCGAUGGCCGAAACGCAAACCGGAAAGCGCGUGAAGUACCUUCAAAGCGACAAUGGGGGUGAAUACAAGUCCGACAAGCUGGCACGAUUCUGCGCGGAACGGGGAAUACAACAAAGGUUCACACCCCCAUAUACUCCUCAGCCAAACGGAGUAGCUGAGAGAAUGAAUCGCACGCUGGUCGAGUGUGCGCGUUGCAUGAUGGAACACGCUGGACUGGGAAAGAGCUACUGGGGUGAAGCAGUGAUGACGGCGAUGUUUCUUCGAAACCGCUGUCCAACACGUGCCAUUCACCAAGACAAGUCUCCAUAUCAAGUGUGGACGAUGAAGAAACCGAUUCUGGCCAACCUUAAAGUGUUUGGAUGCCACGCGUAUGUUCAAGUGCCUCAAGACAAACGCGCGAAAAGUCAUAUCGAUUUGAGGAAGUGUCAACAGGAGCGAUCAAGCAUCAGUCGCGAUGCCACAUUCAUGGAAGACAAGUUUGAUGAAGGUCCGCGCAACUACAACGAUGAGUCAAGUGCCGUUGAGUUUGAUGAUCAAGACGAGGACGAAGAAAAAGAAGAAGGUAAAACUGACGACGACAUGGACUCGAGCGACGAUGACAACGAAGACACCAGGUCUUCGAAGAGCAACAUCAAGAGACACACGCGCACUCAAUCACUUGAGAAAGCUACCGUCAUUCCAAGUCCCAAGCGAAGAACGUACAGAGGUCCGUCGCUUGAGCAUGUGUCAGCGGCUGCAAUGGAUUUUGAAGCAGCCUACAUCGUUGAUUCAGUGGGGGAAACGCCGACUACAUUCAAGUCGGCGAUGGAAUCAAGCGACUCCGGCAAGUGGAAAGAAGCGUGUGACUCGGAGUUCGACUCGCUUCAGAGAAACGACACGUGGGAAAUCGUGCCUCUUCCGAAAGGUCGCAAGGCCAUCGGGUGCCGAUGGGUUUUUCGUGUAAAGGAGAAUCAAGAUGGCGAAGUUGAACGUUUCAAGGCAAGACUUGUGGCCAAACGAUUCUCACAGAAAUUCGGAGUUGACUGUGAAGAAACUUUCGCACAGGUGGCCAAGUUCACAUCGAUUCGUGUGGUGCUCAGUAUGGCGGCCAAGUACGGCCUAAUGCUACAUCAGAUGGACGUCAAGACAGCGUUUCUUAACGGCUCCCUCAACGAAGACAUCUACAUGGACCAGCCGGACGGAUACCUGGAUGCAACACAGCCGGACUAUGUGUGCAAGCUAAAGAGAUCACUCUACGGCUUGAAGCAAUCGCCUCGCAUGUGGAACCAAACAAUCGAUGGGUUCAUGAUCAAGAUGGGAUUCAAGAAGUGCGAAUCGGACCACUGCAUCUACAUCAAGCGAGACGACCAAGACAUGAUUCUCGUGGUGCUCUACGUCGAUGAUCUCAUCCUGGCCAGCAGCAACAACGAACUCCUCAAGUCGACCAAGAUGGCGCUGAGCAAACGCUUCGAAAUGACGGAUCUCGGUGAGCUCGAUUACUUUCUUGGCAUGGAGAUCAAGAACGACCGUAAGACGGGAAUGGUGACUGUGCAACAAACCAUGUUUCUCAAGUCCGUGUUGACCAAGUUCGGAAUGGAUAACAGCAAGCCAGUGAAGACGCCUCAAGAUCCCGGCCUGAAGCUAACCAAGAACAUGUGUGAACAAGAAUGCAAGCACGAAGACACCAUGUGCAACGUGCCAUAUCGAAGUGCUGUCGGAGGCAUCAUGUAUCUCAUGGUCGCCACACGUCCGGAUCUAGCUGCUGCAGUGGGAUCAUUAUCCCAGUUCUCGUCCGACCCAUGCCCGACUCACUGGCAAGCUUUGAAGCGUGUGCUGAGAUACCUGCAAGCAACGCCCAAUCAUGGUCUUGAGUUUACACGUGAAGAAGGAAGCCGUAUCUGCGGGUACACCGACGCAGACUGGGCCGGCGACAUUGAGUCAAGACGAAGUACAAGCGGCUAUGUGUUCAUGAUGAACGGAGGAUGCAUCAGCUGGAAAAGCCAGAAACAACGGACGGUCGCGCUAUCUUCAACAGAAGCAGAAUACAUGGCGCUUUCCGAAGCAACCAAAGAAGCAGUAUGGCUCAAGGUGCUUUUGGGGGAACUUGGUGAGAUGACAAGCGACGAAGCGAUCAAGAUGUAUGAAGACAACCAAGGAUCAAUCGCUCUCGCCAAGAACCCGGAGUUCCAUAAGAGAACAAAACACAUCGACAUACGCUAUCAUUUUGUGCGUGAGAAGGUGGAAUCAGGUGAAGUCGUUUUGGAGUAUUGCCCGACUCAAGAUAUGCUGGCAGACAUGAUGACCAAGCCGAUCGCCGCUGUACAAUUUGAAAACAUUCGCGAUCGACUUGGGAUCCAAGGUGCCGCAGCUAACGAGUCGAGAGGGAGUGUUGAAAAGACAGCGGCUGUGAAGAAGACACCUCGUCAAGCUGCGUCAAGUGUUGAAGCAAGUGGAAGACCAAGCUUCGCUAUACCGGUGGGUACCGGUAUGUACCAGUAA